This is a messenger RNA of Nematostella vectensis (starlet sea anemone), 1261 nucleotides long. RefSeq names its product failed axon connections homolog. Lineage: Eukaryota; Metazoa; Cnidaria; Anthozoa; Actiniaria; Edwardsiidae. Bases 1 to 834 code for a protein of 277 amino acids. The record is from RefSeq and is a predicted model, not a curated record. Gene Ontology annotation, cellular component: cytoplasm. The transcript has 2 exons.
AUGGCUGCUAAACGAGCGCUGCGUUUUGCGCUAAAGACUUUUCUGCCUGGAAGUGCAGCACCAAAAGUUAUUGCUCCCAAAGGAGUUGUCCUCUUACGGCAGCCUGCUGUAGCUACUACAGUGCCGUCCAUUUCUCCAUUUCCACUGAAACUCGAGAGCUAUUUACGCUUGGCAAAGAUUCCGUACAAGAACUACUUUAGCUCAACUUCUUCAAGCAAAGGAAAAAUUCCUUGGAUUGAGUAUAAUGGUCAGUGUGUGGCAGACUCCAACUUUUGUGUUGAGUUCUUGAAUAAAGAGUUUGGCGUCGAUUUGGACGCAAAACUUAGUGCGAAGGACCGCGCAGUCGCAAGGACACUGGCCGUCAUGUUAGAUGAAAACACGUAUUGGACCAUGGUGUAUUUCCGUUGGAUAGAGAAAAACAAUGCAUCCAAGAGUGUUGACAUAAUGUUCCCGAAUGUGCCAGAAUGGGUGCGCACCAACAUAGCAAGAGUUGCUAAGUGGCGUGUCAACCAAUAUCUAGAUGGACAUGGUAUAGGCAGGCAUUCAAGGGAUGAGAUAUACUUCAUUGCAUUAAAGGACUUGAGUGCUGUCUCUGAGAUCUUGGGGGACAAAGCUUUCCUCAUGGGAAAUAAGCCUACAUUGGUUGAUACAGUGGCAUUUGGGUUACUAGCGGUGAUUCUGUGGCAUGAUGUCAAUUCACCGCAGAGCCAGUUGAUGAGAACUGAGCUGACAAAUAUAGUGGAGUACUGUGAACGCAUGAAGGCUUUAAUUUGGCCUGAUUGGGACGAGACUAUCGCUGAGCGCCAAGAACUCAUGAAACCAGCCAAGCCAUAAACAUACCUACAUUGUGCUGAACUGUAAAUAGUAAUUGGACUCUUGCUUUACUAGCAAGACUCUUUCCGUUUUGUUAUUUUUGCACCUAUUAGAUAGUUUGAUUAACAUAAUCUAUUUGUGUUACUGGAUACCUUGUUUCUUUAUGCUGGAGUUAGUUUCUUACCGCUUAUGCACGGAGAAUUUGAACGAAGUAUUAUUGAGUUUAAACGGAGAUUAUUACGAAUUUUAUCAAGUAUAUCAACAUUGUGAUUUCCCGGAGGAUUUUUUUAAGUUUAUAGAAGAACAUUGGAAGUAAGUUGUUGUCUUAUUUGAUUGUGAUUUUUUUUUUAAUAUUAUAAAGCUACCGUUGAUUUUGUAAUUAGAAGCUGAUCUAGUUAUUAUUGUAGAUUUUACCGUCUGUAUCGUGGCCAAUAAAUCAGUAAUUGUU